AUGGAAAGCACCAACCAGACAGCCUCUGUGACAGAGUUCAUUCUCCUGGGCCUCUCUGCCCACCCAAGGCUGGAGAAAACGUUCUUUGUGCUCAUGUACCUGGUGAUCCUGCUGGGCAACGGGGUCCUCAUCCUGGUGACCAUCCUUGACUCCCGUCUACACAAGCCCAUGUACUUUUUCCUGGGGAACCUCUCCUUCCUGGACAUCUGCUACACAGCCUCCUCAGUCCCCCUCAUCCUUGACAGCUUCCUGACACCCAGGAAAACCAUCCCCUUCUCAGCCUGUGCUGUGCAGAUGUUCUCCUCCUUUGCCAUGGGGGCCACGGAGUGUGUGCCUCUGGGCGUGAUGGCGUUUGAUCACUAUAUGGCCAUCUGCAACCCCCUGAGGUACCCCGUGGUCAUGAGCAAGGCUGCCUAUGUGCCCAUGGCUACCAGCUCCUGGGCAGCUGGAAGUGCUGCCUCCAUGGUUCAAACAUCCCUUGCAAUGAGGCUGCCCUUCUGUGGGGACAAUGUCAUCAACCACUUCACCUGUGAGAUCCUGGCUAUCCUGAAGUUGGCCUGUGCUGACAUCUCCAACGAUGUGAUCAGUAUGGAGGUGACCAAUGUGAUCUUCCUAGGGGUCCCAGUUCUGUUCAUCUUUGUCUCCUACAUCUUCAUCCUCACCACCAUCCUGAGGAUCCCCUCAGCUGAGGGGAAGAAAAAGGCCUUCUCCACCUGCUCUGCCCACCUCACAGUUGUGGUCAUCUUCUAUGGGAUCAUCCUCUUCAUGCAUGGGAAGCCCAAAUCCAAGGACCCACGGUGGGCAGACAAACAGGACCUUGCAGACAAGCUCACUUCCCUCUUCUAUGGGGUGGUGACCCCCAUGUUCAACCCCAUCAUCUACAGCCUGAGGAACAAGGAUGUGAAGGCCACCGUGAGGAACCUGGUAACAAGGCUGAGGCUGGAGAAAAGAAUGAAGUCAGUCUUCUUCCUUUCCCUGAGACUCAGGGGAGUUGGGAUCCUGUAG
Molecule: messenger RNA, 1005 nt
Organism: Balaenoptera acutorostrata (minke whale)
Lineage: Eukaryota; Metazoa; Chordata; Mammalia; Artiodactyla; Balaenopteridae
Product: olfactory receptor 13C7-like
Exons: 2
Coding region: 1-1005 (334 amino acids)
Biological process (GO): G protein-coupled receptor signaling pathway
Cellular component (GO): membrane
Molecular function (GO): olfactory receptor activity; G protein-coupled receptor activity
Source: RefSeq, a predicted model, not a curated record